Molecule: messenger RNA, 1328 nt
Organism: Prosopis cineraria
Lineage: Eukaryota; Viridiplantae; Streptophyta; Magnoliopsida; Fabales; Fabaceae
Product: E3 ubiquitin-protein ligase BRE1-like
Exons: 5
Coding region: 711-1328 (205 amino acids)
Source: RefSeq, a predicted model, not a curated record
GAUUGUGAUUUUCGGUUUUGUUGUUUUUAUUUUUUCUUUCUCCAUUUCUGGAUAUCGGUGCUGAAAACACAGUCUUUCUUGUCCAUGUUUACUAUCCUUUUGUUAAUCUUGUCCAUUUUGAUCAUUGUGAUUCUCUUUUUGCACAGGAUAUUGGCAAUUCGUGUUUUAUCCUUUCUCCGUUAUAGUCCUUUACUCUUUUUCUUUUUCUUGGCCAAAUCAAUUUUCUAAAAUGGUUGAAAUGAAAGGUUUUAGACAAAGAAAAUGCAUGCUUGAAUUAAUCAAGUGGUUGGUCAGGUUGAUUGGCCACAGUUUUUUGAAGUGUUGGUUAUGGUUCUCUUGUGACUAAUGGCUUUGGUGGUUCUGAUUCUUGAUAGUAUGUACCUGUCAAUUAUACUGUGUAUCGAUCUUUUUGGAUGGAUAGUUGAUAUUUUCAUUGGGAUGAUUUGAUACUGAUUCCUAAAUGUUCAAAAGAAAAUUGUAUACACAAAUUAGUUGGAAGUUGUGGUUUUUCUUGCCCUUCUACUGAAAGUUGUAUUACAAAUUUGCCAAAUAUCAGACGUUGGAACUUUUCCUUUUUCUCAUAUAAUAAAGUUUUUUUUUUUUAAUUUAUCCUAACUUAGUGGAUUUUUCAUGUAACUUUUUUUCUAGAUAGGCUGUCAACACUUUAUGAUCUCCCUCAGCCUUUAGCCCUUUACUUUCCAAGGGCCUCGAUGAUGAGUACUAGUUCUAUUGGGGACCAUUCUCCUGGACGUCAUCGGCAAGGGGAUGCUGUUUUGGACUUGGAUCUUAAUAGGGAUCCACCUGAUGUGCAUCAGGAGCAGGAGGGACCUUCAAUUCUAUCAGAAUCUCGACGAGUAGUUCAGGCAGAUUUUGAUGAGGAGGCUGCAGAUGAUGAUGUUAUUGAAUGUACACGAAGUGCUUUUGAUGAGGCUAGAAAUAACUCGAGAAGAAAUCGUUGGAGGACUAUAGUUGAUGUGGAUUUAGAUAAUGCAAGUCAGAGGACUGAAAUUUCUCCCAACUAUCGUAGAAGAGAUUCUUUGAACCAAACAGUUCCUAAUCUUGAACUAACAUUAAACUUGGAAGGCAAUAACAAUUCUGAGAGGGAGACACACAUAAAGUCACCUGAACCUCCAAAAGAACCUGUCUUUAACUGUCCAAUAUGUAAGCAACCAUUUGUGGAAGAAAUGUCUACAAGGUGUGGUCAUAUAUUUUGUAAGAAAUGUAUUAAAGCUGCUUUAAAAGCAAAACGUGAAUGCCCUAUAUGUGAAGAAAAGAUCACUUCAAAAGGGCUUGUAAGGGUGUUUCUACCAUCAACUGGUUCUCCUUGA